AUGGCGUGUGCUGUUGAUCUCGACUCGCGCCACCUACCCUCUACAGCGACUGUGGAUCCUUAUCCUUAUUGGGAGCGGCAGGAGGCUGCUCUCUGCGCGAUCCAUGCUUCGAACAUGUUGCUGCAGAUGAAGAAGUUCACGCGAGAAUCCUUCGACAAUGUGGUCCGUCAGAUUUUGGCCAAUCCAGAAUACCGCGAUGACUUCCUGAUCAAUUGUCCAGAAGACCUUUGUGACGGUUGUGGCAACUACGAUUGGUUCGUCGUGAAGGAGGCCCUACGUCCAGAGGGUUACGAGAUGACGCGCAUAAAUUUCCAGACUGUGGGGGACGAGACGGCCUUUCUCGUGAACGCGACGGCCUUUCUCGUGAACUUGCGCAUUGUCCAGACGGAAGAAUGCCCACAGGGGUCGAGGCACUGGGUGGCUUUGAGAAAACUGGGCCCCACUUGGUACCUCUUCGACAGCCUGGAAACAACUAAACAGGCCGUUCGCAAGACUGUGGGCGAGGUCAAUGAGUAUCUGCGCCAUGGGAAUGUAGACGGUGUCUUCGAGGUGAAGCCCCUGUGCCUGACUGCCGGGACUGCCGAAGGGCCUGCAGGGCGGCCAGCGCGACAGACCCGUGAGGAGCGCAACUGCGACUGCAGCGCAGGCAGUCAGACUUUCGAGGCUCAGCAGAAUGUUGGCACAGGCCCUUCAGGGCUCUUGCGCGAGGCUGCAGCUGAGUGGCCGCUGCAUGAUGUGCGCCCUGCUGCGCUGGCCUCCUCCUGUUUCCCUACCGCAAGGGUAGUAGCCAGUCUGGCUGGCGUUUUCCGCUGGCUGCUGGGAUGGACCGAGGGAAGCAAGGAUGACACAGGAGGGCUGGAACACCUGAAGUUCGAUGCUUGCAUCGAGCUCUUGCCAAGCCUGUUCGAGGUGCCUGAACUGAAACAGCGGCUUUGUGAGUACUUGGUUGCCAAGAUCCCCGAGCUGAAGCAACACGAAGGAGAUCUUCACUUGCCUGAACUGAAGCAGCGGCUUCGUGCGUACUUCGUUGCUAAGAUCCCCCAGCUGAAGCAACACGGAGAAGUUGGCACGACCAGCGUUUGUGACACAGGCAAGCGAGAGACUGGGUCGGAUGAUAGCUGGAUGUACGAUAUUAUGGAGAAGCUGCAAUCGCAAGACCGCCUUGAUGUCACGGUCGACACAGCAUGGGUGAGAUACAAGGCAGAUGCCUCCUUUCUGGCCGCCAUGCGCAAGCUGCUCGCGGGGUUCCUUCAGGACCAUUGGACCCGCUGGCUGGCAUGGCUCGAGAAGGGCGACUACACUUGCGAGAUGCCUCAGGUCAAGCUGGACGAUGUCGCCGGUUUUGCGUUCGCAGCUUCUAAGGUGUGUCGACAGUGCUUGGAAGCCCCUGAUUGCAUCCUUUGCCAUCGAGAUAGAUUACCCGAGAAGGCUUGCUGCUUAACUCAUGGCAUUCCCAAGUGGCAGCCAUGGAAGCAUCCUGAUGGCCUACAGACGCAUUUGGAAGCUCUUGACAAGGACAUGCUCGAACUCGUUGUGUCUCCCGGCAGGCCCCAGUCGAGAACAUGCGAGGAGGUCGUGGAAGAGUGCUUUAAAAGCGGUGAUAUCAAGACAGGCGAAUGGCUGUCAAGGACACUUAAGCUUUCGUUCCGUCUCGCUGGCAGAUUCUUCCAAUACCAGACGCGCAGCGAAACUGAGCAGUCCAUCAACAAAGAGCUGGGGGACAUGAACGAAGGCUCAAGGCAGGCCGUGCUAGAGACGGUGCUGGUCGCCAGGGCCGCGGCCAAGCACUUGAAGAGUCUUCGGCCAGUACAGCUUGCAACAGUGCUCUUGACCUUGCAUGCCUCCUUAACGGGUCAGAGACGGCUGCUUCAGAUGAAGACUGGCGAAGGCAAGACGAUCACAUGUGCAGCGAUCGCAGCAGCACUCGCCAAGCGUCGACCGGAUGCUGCCGUGCACGUAACAACAUCCAACUCAGAUCUGGCAAAGGAGGCUGUCAAUCAGACGAAGGAGUUUUUCGAGCAGUAUCUUAACAUGGGAUCGAGACUGGCGAGGGAUCCAGCGAGUCAAGAGCUCAGGAUUGGCUGGGGGAAGGACGGCGCCGGAGUAGUUUAUGGCAUCAUUGCAGACUUUCAGUCUCAACGUCUGGUUAUAACGAUGACCGGAGCAGAGCUUGAGAAGUUCAAUGCCUGGAUCAAGGAAUGUUUUCUCUUGCUUGAUGAAUGUGACCACCAGCUCAUCGAUGGUGCUACGACUCUUCUGCAACACGCCCGAAAGAAUGCAAACUACUUGGCGCUUGAUAAGCUGAUGUUUGAGAUGCAUGCUUCGAUGGCGCCUGCAGAUGACGGACCGUCGGCAUCAGCAAAGCUCGCAGAAUUGGCUUCCGACAAGCUCCACAAGCUCGAGUCUGGCCCAAAACCAAACCUUCCCCACAUGUUGCCCCUAAAGAAUCUGAUCUGCAACCUCUGGCAGGGUGCCGACAGGGCGCUUCGGUGUCAAGCCCGUCGCGACUUUGUGGUGAAGGCCAAGAAGCAGUCUAGAGAUUUCCCCCGACGGCAAGACCCGACGAUAGUCCCGGUUGACCUCGCCACUGGCAUAGAGCAGCCCUUGCUACGAUGGACCUACGAGGGCCCUUUUGUUGAAAUGCAGCAAGGCCUUCCGAUGACAGGCAUUGAGCCUGCGCCCUUCUUCAGCUCACUCGUGGCUUUCGUGCAGGCCUAUGGCUGGUUCGGCGGCUUCUCUGGAACUCUGGGCCCCUCGAGCGCCCGCCGUUUCCUACGCGACGUGUAUCAGGCCGACGCCAUCGAAAUCCCGAGGCACAUGCCGAGCAGAUUCUACGAUUUGUCUCCCAUCGUGUAUGGCAAGCAGCCCAAUGCCAAGAAGAAAUGGCUCGACAAAAUCGCGCAGCAGACAGGGGACUUCUUCAACGGCGCGCUGAUGGCACGUUUUGGCCAGCAGGUUGGCUGCCCCGGCUCGGUUCUCAUCAUUGUGGAGAGCAUGCAGGAGGCUGAUGAAGUGUACGACACGCUGAAGAAGGCUCAGCGAACUCAGUCAGGCAUCCAGUACAUUGUGAAGUACCGUAGCGAGGCGGACAAUGAUGUGCUGACCAGUGGGCCCCAUGUUGUCCGUGCCACUGACGGCUCGGGCGACCUGGUUCUGCGGACAGGCACUGUGGUAGUGGCAUCCAACAAAGGCGGGCGAGGCACAGACUUCAAGCUGGAGAACACAGGAGCUGGGGGCUUGCAAUGCAAGUGCUUGCAAUAA
Symbiodinium natans is the source of this 3261-nucleotide messenger RNA. Lineage: Eukaryota; Dinophyceae; Suessiales; Symbiodiniaceae. The record is from the annotation of a GenBank genome assembly.